AUGGCCUUAGCGAUCUUAACGAUAACCGACGAAAAAGAAACGGAAGAGAUUAAGAAAGAGAUCGAAGCUACGGGAUUCGGAAACGGACCUUCAAAAGACCCCGGAUUCGGAAAUAAGCCUUUUAAAGACCUUAAAAGAAGACGGACCACCGGCAAUUAUAUCGAUAACCUCUUACCGAUCCGAUCAUUAGCUAAGCACAAUACGCUUGCGUACGGCACUCUAAGCGCCCUUAACGAUAAUAAAGACGAUUUCCUUAAGCUUAAAGCAACGGACCUUCACUUAAGAGCAAAAGAACCACUUCGAAACCGACUACCGGCGAAAGAAAAUCUAAAGACCUCGCUUAGCGAGUGCUUUAAGAAGCUCGUUAAAGAGCUUAAGAGCAUUCAAGGCUCUUUACGACCAGGUUUAAAGGAUGAUCGAAGUCUUGCUAACAAGCUGUAUUCAGCUUAUAAAAACGUGCUAAAGACUACGAUUGCACGAAUGAAUCUUGCUUUUAUCUUUACCGCGGCAAUUGCUAAUAUUCGUCGAGCAAUUGCCUUUGCAACUGAAACCUCCCGACCUCCCGUUAAAGCUAAAGCUUACGCGAGCUUUAGCGAGCCAUACGAUCACACCUGCUCUCAUAACACCUUAAAGGCUGACUCCGAUUUAAACGAAGAAUACGAGUGCUUUAUUCAAGACCGCCAAUACUUCGAAAGUAAAAAAGCUGCCAAGGCUAUUAAAACGUCGAUCGAAGGUUUGCUACUUGUAUCUACGGAAGAAUUCGAUCAGUUUAUCGCAAGCCUACUAGACGAGCCGCCCGAAUCGAGCAGCUACGUCAACAUGUCAAAAGGUUUUAUGACUACCCACGGCACCUUUAACGCUAACGAAGUAUAUAAGCAACUAAAGAUUCAGACGGCAUUCCACGCCCUUACUAGCCAAAUCGAGACCUAA
Molecule: messenger RNA, 930 nt
Organism: Drepanopeziza brunnea f. sp. 'multigermtubi' MB_m1
Lineage: Eukaryota; Fungi; Ascomycota; Leotiomycetes; Helotiales; Drepanopezizaceae
Source: RefSeq, a predicted model, not a curated record